Molecule: messenger RNA, 354 nt
Organism: Haplochromis burtoni (Burton's mouthbrooder)
Lineage: Eukaryota; Metazoa; Chordata; Actinopteri; Cichliformes; Cichlidae
Product: pre-mRNA-splicing factor ISY1 homolog
Biological process (GO): generation of catalytic spliceosome for second transesterification step; mRNA 3'-splice site recognition
Cellular component (GO): catalytic step 2 spliceosome; post-spliceosomal complex; post-mRNA release spliceosomal complex
Source: RefSeq, a predicted model, not a curated record
CUGGUCUGGGUGAGUUCAGGAUUCGGGAUCUGAACGAUGAGAUCAACAAGCUGCUGAGAGAGAAAGGUCACUGGGAGGUCCGCAUCAAAGAGCUCGGAGGACCCGACUAUGCACGCAUCGGGCCAAGGAUGUUGGACCACGAAGGAAAGGAGGUGCCUGGAAACCGCGGCUAUAAAUACUUUGGAGCUGCCAGAGACCUGCCGGGAGUCCGGGAGCUGUUUGAGAAGGAGCCUGCCCCAGCGCCGAGGAAGACAAGGGGGGAGCUGAUGAAGGAUGUGGAUGCAGAGUAUUACGGCUACAGAGACGAAGACGACGGCGUCCUUCUUCCUCUGGAGGCGCAGUACGAGAAACAAG